AUCCAAGAUUCCAUGCAUAUAUCCCCUUUCUCUCCUUUUGGUUAAUUUGUUGGCUAAGUAUUUGGUGUCUCAUCAAAUUUGAGAUUUUGCAGUAAUGGCAUCUCCUUGUGAAAACUGUUGCGGUCCUUUGGAUCCUAAGAAGGCGAUUCGAGAUGAGCUGAUGAGAGGAAGACUUGCUGCUGCUUUGCUUGGAAACAAGCUAAAAGACACGGAGAUAGCCCACUUUGUUGAUCAAAUCGUGGGCUCGUUGUCAAAGAGUCUUGCUCUUUUGGAUGCUGCGAAUGUUGUUGCAGUUGGCUCGUCGAGCUCUGAUGUGAGAGAGGAUCAGAAUUCUGCUGGAAAAGUGGAGAUUGAGAAUUUGGCAGAGGACUGCAAGAGAGGGAAACAUGGAAAGAGAAUAGUGUUGUCUCCGUGUAGACAAGUGAAAUCAAGGAGUAAAGAUGAUGGAUACAAAUGGAACAAAUAUGGGGAGAAAGCAAUCAAAGGCUUUACACAUAGAAGGAGCUAUUUCUGUUGCUCACACAAAGGAGAUCCAGGCUGCAAUGCAAAAAGGCACGUCCAAAUAGCAGAAGAUGAUAAUUCUAUGUUUAUAAUCACUUAUAUUGGCCAACACACAUGCAAACGGGAUGCUACUGAUCAAGGCCAAAGCUCUCAUUGUGGUCUUAAAAAUCAAUCCAUGAUUAGCUUUGAAUCAAGUGAUUAUAACAUUAAUGUUGCUCAAAACUCCCCUAUAUUAACCUCAGGAAUUCUCAGUGAUAUGAAACCGGAUAGUCCAAUGUCCGAAAAUACUAUGAUGAACCCAAAUCCUGAAAUUGAUGAAGGGUUUAUGCUCAAUAUGGGAAUGGCUUCAGAUUAUUAUGGAGAUCUCGACUUAGAUCCCUUGGAGUAUGUGGAUGAAGUUCCCCCUCUUUCAAAUGAUUAUGAUGAUGAAAUGUUUAGUUUUGAUGAGGAUGAAUUCUUUCUCUUCGGAAAUUGAUGAACUAAGAUUUCAUAUUCUUUUAACUGGGGGUCGCUUGUAUAUAUAGAGCUUGGUUUUAUCUUUCACUAUGUUCUGCUUUUUUGUUAGAGAAGGCGCUGAGCCUGAAAUUCAAUAUGUUGUGUUAUUGUACAUUUUUUAUAUUAAUAAAUUUUGGAGUCACUGGCUCUCAAACAUGUAAGCAAGUUUUGUAUAUCAUAAAGAGUUGUGAUGU
This is a messenger RNA of Asparagus officinalis (garden asparagus), 1190 nucleotides long. RefSeq names its product probable WRKY transcription factor 64. The record is from RefSeq and is a predicted model, not a curated record. Bases 95 to 976 code for a protein of 293 amino acids. Gene Ontology annotation, biological process: regulation of DNA-templated transcription. The transcript has 3 exons. NCBI's taxonomy places the organism in Eukaryota, Viridiplantae, Streptophyta, Magnoliopsida, Asparagales, Asparagaceae. Gene Ontology annotation, molecular function: DNA-binding transcription factor activity; sequence-specific DNA binding.